AUGGCUAUCUGGGAAGACCGAAGAAACACGUCAGUCUCCAGGAAACAAGCCCCCGAAGUCGCCUACACCACAUCUACGAAAAGGAAAGAUACCAAGGCCUCCAGGGGUGUCUCAGUUCUGUUUCAAUCUCACUCUCUCAACAUUUCCAUUCACUCCCCGGAGCACUGCGAUGCAGACUGGAUGGCGAUUCCAGACAAUAUCAAGAAUAACGUCAUUCUUCAAGAUAGCUUCGAACUGCCUCGACUUGAGUCGCUUUGCGAGGAGCUACUCGCGGACAUUCUCGAGAAACGUCUCGCCGGAUUCGACCCAGAAUAUUACAUCCGACAAGUUGAUUUACAUGGAGGCACAAGAAAAGUUACAUCUGAGCUGGUUUCCCAUGUCGACCGUGAAAUUCUCCCUCUUCAACAAAACAAGAUCACAAGAAAACUGCUUGACCAAGUUCGAGGAAGGCAAAAUUCACCUUGGGCUGGCGGUUCAGGCUACACUAAUUAUGUCACAGAUGAUCGGAAUGACGAAUACUUCCGACAAUAUGUUGGACAAAGCUUCCAGGCAAGUGUGCGUAUUCGAGGUGAUCAUCGGCGAGACAUUCAGGAAGGCCACCAUACAAGUCUUCAUCACUUCAUUCUCUGGAUCGGAAACGGUCAUAGGACUGCAAACUUCAUUCGCCUAUGGACUUUACCCCAAUCAGGGAGUGAGAAGGAGAACAAACAAUGGGCUGACACCAAGAUGAACCUCCUUGAGGCGCUUUUUUUUAAAGCUUUCCGGACCCAUCAUGGCUUUCUGAAUAGACCACAUGGAGAUGAAUCUCUUUUCGGUCAAUUCAAGAGCUUUGGGUUGAAUGUCAUGACACCAUUAAAGCAGAACCAGUCUUGUCAUCGCACAAUCAGGAUAGCUUUUACAAGCUUACCUCAAAUCAGCCCUGAUGAGCAAAUCAGCUACUGGUCUUUGAUAUUCAGAGGAAAUCAAGCCAAAAUGGAGGCUAUUCAAUCUGAGCAGCAAGUCAGACUCCGAAAUGAGCAAGCAGUAGUAGACAUCUGGUCUACUCUACAAGCAGCGCUCAGGAACGAGUCGUUGUUUCUCUCUGUGAAGGAAUCCAUAUCAGCAGACGCUAAGGAUGUCGGUCCAUACCCCGAUCUAGCAGACUAUCCGUCAUUCUUGGGAUCAUUUUCCGCAAAGAUCGGAUUUGUUGUGGAUCGUAAUCCUUUCGAAAAAGCCUCUUCUAUGGAUACGCCGCAGACCGAGGACAGAUUUCCAUGGGCGUUAGGACAGUGCGGUUUUAACACCGACAACGCUCUAUUAUGGAUGGUCGAAUCCGAUCAGAGUCAGGCCCUCAAGUCGAACGAUUUUGUGACCACAAGGGAUCAGAGUACUCACCAACAGAAGUUGCUGAACUGCAGUAAUGCAAGAGUGAUUCUCUUACAUGGACGCCGCGCAGAGAAGGCCAUGGAUUUACCUUCAAUGAUGGGUUUUGCCUUGACGGUUCACGGAUCUCAACAUGACAUCUACAUUGCACGUUCCAAUGGUACGAUCUCUCACCGACUCAUUAUUUGCUGCCCACGUCUUCCCAACGAGGCCUGGCAGCCAAGGGAUGCUACUAAAUCUCAACUCUCUGAGAUAUUUCGCUGGGCUACAUUUGCAGUAUCCUUGUCAGGCGUAUAUUGCUACGCCUUGGAAACAACGUGUAUCCUUCGCAGGAUCUUCCAGUGGAGGCGGUUGGAGAAGAAUGGAAUCAUUUUUAACCAACCCCUCGAUGAAGAUACAAAGCUUUGGCUAGCUCGCAAGGGCAUAUCUAAAGAGGCUUUUUCGAAGAUCCAUACCCUAGCAGGCUCAGUUCCUCGAGCUUUAGUCGCCAUUCUUAUCUCUUUAUCAACAAGAUCAGAUAGACGACUAGGGCCAAGACCAAAGCAGAGCGCCUCUCCCUCAAAAACGCACCCAGACACCAGCUCAAUUCCUUUUGGCCCAGAACUUCGUUCGGUACAGAAGAUGAUAGGAGAGAUUUCCAAACAGAGAACAGAACAGGUGGCGAGAGAACUUGAUGAACGUGGUUUCACAAAGUUCGGUCCACCCGAUGAAGAUCAAGCGGACUCUAUCAGAGAAUUAAGUGGGUUACUGAAGCAAGAGAAUGCUGCGACUGAGCAAACGCCGCUCAAGCCAGAGGUUAUUGCUGAAGUCAAAUCAAUCCUUAUUGAGGCCCCUCUUAUGGAGCAUAAAGCCCGGGAUAUAGAAACCGACCUGGACCUUGACAUUACGAGUGUCAACCAAAUCUGCAAGGAGGCAAUUCUGUCUUUCUCGACCGCCCCUCUCAGGAAGAGCAACAAGCACAUUUACAGUUGGAGACAAGAGAAAGAUCGAUUCCGCGACAAAGAAUACCCCUAUCACCUUAAUCUCAAUCCACGGCUGGAUUACAUCAAGUUCAAGGUGCACUUCUGCAACGUUUUCUUUUCAAAACUUGAAGAUCUCGGGGAUGGAAUCGUCAAUGUCAAGAUUGAGAUAGAGAUGGAUAAGCAGGAGCAUCCACAAUAUUACGCUACAGGGGCAUUGGCAUCAGAUCCGGCGAGAAGAUUGGCCUUGAAGCUCAGGUGGCAUACAUCAUCUGGAAGAGAAGUGCAAAGGUACUACCGCUAUCCAGAUCUGAAAGCUCCUCACAGAGCGAAUACCCUUUUUGAUAUGCUAGUUCACGGGAAGUCCUUUGAGGAAAUCGCUCAAUUACCAAGACGGUAUAUCGACUACAGCGGCAAUCCCCCUCCUGGGUUUGAAAGAUUCAAGAAUGGGGGUUACACUUCGGAACUUCUAGUCAUAGAUUGA
This is a messenger RNA of Penicillium riverlandense, 2805 nucleotides long. RefSeq lists its product as uncharacterized. The record is from RefSeq and is a predicted model, not a curated record. Bases 1 to 2805 code for a protein of 934 amino acids. NCBI's taxonomy places the organism in Eukaryota, Fungi, Ascomycota, Eurotiomycetes, Eurotiales, Aspergillaceae. The transcript has 3 exons.